Messenger RNA from Mycena indigotica, 1455 nucleotides. RefSeq lists its product as uncharacterized. The coding region runs from base 1 to 1455 and encodes 484 amino acids. The transcript has a single exon. Lineage: Eukaryota; Fungi; Basidiomycota; Agaricomycetes; Agaricales; Mycenaceae. The record is from RefSeq and is a predicted model, not a curated record.
AUGUCCCACCUCCAUUCCUCCAGUCUUUGGGAAAGCAAGGCCGAAAGUGUUUUCGGAUGCACUGAGCUCGUCGCCAUCAUCUUCGAAGCCUAUCUCGAAUCUCAAUCCCCUGGAGACUGGCAAAUCGAUGCUCAGAAGAGGUCAACUCUCAAGGUGGUAUGCAAGUUUUGGAGAGCGGUAUUAGAGUCGACACCAGAUCUGUGGUCGAAUAUUGUUUUAAUCCCGGAGAUGCCCCCGAGUUAUAUGGACCAGUUUUUUCGAUUUUCCAAGGCCGUUUCGAAGCGUCUGGAAAUUCGACUCUAUGUCUCGGGGCCCGGCAUUGUAAACUUCUCGUCUCACGUCGGGCCUCUGCUAGUUUCGGCCGCUGAAACAAUUACCCACCUCUCCAUGCGCUACAGUUCCCUCGCUGAUUGGAAUGUUUUCGCAAGCCAACUAUCUAUCUUGAACGUCCAGUCUACUUUUUCAUCGCUUCGGCAACUUCAUGCAACCGUGACGUCCCUUCAUAACUCAGGAAACUCGAUCGAUAUCCCGCAUCCAUUUCCAGGGUUGGCCACUGAGAUACAGUACCUUCAUCUCGAGGGCCUGCCACUCACUCCCUCCAUCGCCGGCUCGAAUCUCAUUUCUUUAACCCUCCUUAACUUGGACUUGGUUCAUAGCAACGCAGCCUCAUCUCGGACCUUGGUUGUGAACCUGUUGGAUUGUCUCCGUUCAACUCCAAAACUCAACACCCUGAUGAUCGGGGAGCUGAACGAAUGCUGCGUUCAUGAGUCUGUCCAGGUUGUUGUGCUUCCGAAUCUGCACCGCUUAACCUAUCUUUGCAAGCAACCGCUGCCCCACUGCGGAUUCUUGAUCUCGCUCAUCACAGUCCCCCAACUUGAAACCCUUUCCGUCCGUUUGCCCAAUAUUCAUGGCACACGCAGCUUCAUUUCGGGAAACCAAUCCAAGAUUUCCAUCGUCACCGAACUCAACCUGUUGGGUGAUGUCAAUAAUUAUGUCGAGUUUAGCUCUGGUCAAGCAAGGCUUUUGCUACUGAUGACGCCAAACAAACUGGAACGGCUGUAUAUUCUUGAUACAGUGGCACGAUUUCACAUUAAUAUUGAGCGGAGAGCGUUCUACCAACCGUUCAUUGUGGAAAUAUUGGUGCACGCGUUAACUCUUCCUACGAUUCAGCUCUUGGUCAUCCCUACAUCAUUUUUCCCCCCGCAUCCAGUUUCGCGCAUGAGUUCGCUGGUGUCUGUAUUCGGGCAGGUUUUGAUGCGCGCUAGAACCAAGCGUAUCUACGAGGAACAUGCGUUGUGCAAUCCUUCAGAUGUCGAAGAAGACCACUUAAUCUGUACUCGUCUCUGGUUUUGGGAAGAUCGCCUCCGCUAUCGGGAUACACCAAGUCACCCAACAACUCCCUUCUACUCCCGCUUCCUUCGUUGGACGAUCCCCCAUAACGUUGAAAUGUCUUGA